AGCUUCGAGAAGCGUUCCGGGUGAUUGACGAAAACCAUGACGGUACUUUGAGCUAUUCGGAGCUGAGCAAGUUGAUUAGGCUGGUCAGUCCCGAUUAUUCGGACUCUGAGAUCACGCUUCUCAUGCACAAAUCAGACGUUAAUGGUGACGGGAAAAUAUCCUUUGACGAGUUUAUUCGACUUAUGUCUUUCGGAGCAACCGAUGACGUAUCUACAACCGAAGAGGCAUUUAGAGUAUUUGAUUCGGACAAGGAUGGAUUUAUAACAAAACUUGAAUUGAGUGAAGUGAUGCAGCGUAUUGGACACAAGUACACAGAUUCCGAAAUCGAAUCCAUGCUCGCUGAAGCUGACCAAGAUGGAGACGGAAAAGUUACUUAUGAAGAGUUUAAAGCAAUGUUGGAGACUUAAAUGUAUCUAAACACUGCCCAGAUGUCAUCUGUUGUUUCGGAUGCAGUAAAACUCGUCCAUGUCUUUGGAAUGCUCAUUUGUCCCCCCAUGCAUUUUGUACAUUCCAGUUAUCAGCAGUUUUAUUAUGAA
Opisthorchis viverrini is the source of this 536-nucleotide messenger RNA. RefSeq lists its product as hypothetical. The annotation marks the transcript as partial. Gene Ontology annotation, molecular function: calcium ion binding; enzyme regulator activity. Lineage: Eukaryota; Metazoa; Platyhelminthes; Trematoda; Opisthorchiida; Opisthorchiidae. The transcript is spliced from 5 exons. The record is from RefSeq and is a predicted model, not a curated record.